AGACACGCCCCGAGACACGCCCCGAGACACGCCCCCCAGACACGCCCUGAGACACGCCCCGAGACACGCCCCGAGACACGCCCCGAGACACGCCCCGAGACACGCCCCGAGACACGCCCCGAGACACGCCCCCGAGACACACCCCGAGACACGCCCCGAGACACGCCCCCGAGACACGCACCGAGACACACUGAGAGGAAGCAGACUGAGAGGAAGCAGACUGAGAGAAAGCAGAAUGAGAGAAAGCAGACUGAGAGGAAGCAGACUGAGAGGAAGGAGACUGAGAGGAAGCAGACUGAGAGGAAGCAGACUGAGAGGAAGCAGACUGAGAGGAAGCAGACCGAGAGGAAGCAGACCGAGAGGAAGGAGACUGAGAGGAAGCAGACUGAGAGGAAGCAGACUGAGAGGAAGCAGACUGAGAGGAAGCAGCCUGAGAGGAAGCAGACUGAGAGGAAGCAGACCGAGAGGAAGGAGACUGAGGAAGCAGGAAGCAGACUGAGAGGAAGCAGACCGAGAGGAAGGAGACUGAGGAAGCAGGAAGCAGACUGAGAGGAAGCAGACCGAGAAGAAGCAGGCUGAGAGGAAGCAGGCUGAGAGGAAGCAGACUGAGAGGAAGCAGACUGAGAGGAAGGAGACUGAGGAAGCAGACAGAGAGGAAGGAGACUGAGGAAGCAGACCGAGAGGAAGGAGACUGAGGAAGCAGGAAGCAGGCUGAGAGGAAGCAGACUGAGAGGAAGCAGACCGAGAGGAAGCAGACUGAGAGGAAGCAGACUGAGAGGAAGGAGACUGAGGAAGCAGGAAGCAGACUGAGAGGAAGCAGACCAAGAGGAAGCAGGCUGAGAGGAAGCAGGCUAAGGGGAAGCAGCCUGAGAGGAAGCAGACUGAGAGGAAGGAGACUGAGGAAGCAGACCGAGAGGAAGGAGACUGAGGAAGCAGGAAGCAGACUGAGAGGAAGCAGACCGAGAGGAAGCAGGCUGAGAGGAAGCAGACUGAGAAGAAGCAGGAAGCAGACUGAGAGGAAGCAGACGUAGAUGAACGAGUUCUGAGUUAUGCAAUAGAGAACUGCAUACAAUGUGAAGUAUUAAAUAAGAUCAAAUACAUUUUGAGUGGCUGUCAUGUGGGUACCGUGGGAUCUUAUGUGGACAUUUUAAUACCACCACUCGUGCAGAUCAGGUGGUGAUGAACUAUUUGUGGUGCAGGUGGUCUAGUUUGCUAAAUCUGUUCCUGCAGAAUGGCACCAUUGUUGCUAUUGUUCGCAUAACAAUGGUACCAGUGUUUAUUUUAUCUUAUUCAUCUAAAUUAAACAUUGGCUUACUGAUUCAACAUCACAUGACCAGCUUUGAUAACACAAUAAGUCCGGCCUUAUGACCCACAUCAGAUAAACCUCAGUGGGAUGCUUCUGCCUUCAUAGUUUUCCUUUUGAAAGACACAUGGUUUGAGACGAUGGAUGAGUUUAUAAAGGGAAAUAUAAAUAUGAUGAAAGUUUGUUGAAGUGUCUGAGCCUUUAUCUUGGUCAAAACAACGUUAACAAUUAUAUUAUUGCGCAGUUUUAUUUGAAUAUUAUUUUGUAUGCAACAUUAAGUUAUGUUACUAAUGUCUUUUAUACACAAAUAUAUAUUUUUCUUAGUUUAUUAAAAUGUAUUGGAAUGCUGGUCUUUAC
Molecule: messenger RNA, 1660 nt
Organism: Gadus morhua (Atlantic cod)
Lineage: Eukaryota; Metazoa; Chordata; Actinopteri; Gadiformes; Gadidae
Product: histone-lysine N-methyltransferase, H3 lysine-79 specific-like
Exons: 1
Source: RefSeq, a predicted model, not a curated record